Molecule: messenger RNA, 3127 nt
Organism: Paramecium pentaurelia
Lineage: Eukaryota; Ciliophora; Oligohymenophorea; Peniculida; Parameciidae
Source: the annotation of a GenBank genome assembly
AUGGAAAUUCAAUAAAUUUUGAUAAAAAUGUUCUCCUUUCCUCUUUACAUAGAUCACUUCUUUAUCAUUGAUUAAAAAAAUGAAUUUGAAUGGAAAUUGAUUUAAUCCUUCUCCUAAUAGACAAUAAACCACUCAAUUCAUGAAUAAUUUGAUAGAUAUUUAAAUAUUCAGAUUCCCCCAUAUUUAGCCACUUAAUAAGUGUUUAAAGAGUUAAAUAAGGUAAAUGAAAUCAUUUAACUUAUAAUUAAGAUUAGAAAGGACAUCAUUUAUACUUAGUAUAAAGAAGCAAAUACAAGUAAUUUAUUCUUAAAAAUAGAUGACACAUCAUCAAUGUUUGGAACAUAUUAAAAUUUAUAAAACCAUCUUGGUAAAUAUUUUGAGAUUGAUAUGAAACCAUAAUAUAGGAAAUAUUAGUUAACGUAAUAUGGAAUUAUUGAUUUAUUGGUAUUCAGCUUUUUACAUAAAAGCAGAAGUUUUCAUAGAGUAAUUACAAAAGGAAUAGCUCCUUAAAUAUCAUGUUUGUAUAGUUGGUAUUCAGAAUUUAUUGUUGCAUUUGAAAUAAAUAACAAGAUUGAUCCAAAUUAUUUGCCUAGAAAGGAAAAACGAGUUUAAAUAUAGAAAAAUAAAUAGCAAAAAAGUAAUCCAGAACUAAUUGAAUCAAUUAAGGAAAAUAAGUUCUUAGUUUUCUAAGAUCUAAUUGAUAAAGGUGCAUCAAUAUAUACAGUAUCCUUAAGGGAUAAGGAAAAAAUGCUUGUUCCGCAUUUAGUGUGUGCAUUCGCAAGAAUAAAUUAUGCCUAAUAUUUAUCCAGUAAAAAUGUAGAUUGGGAAUGUGAAGAUGAUGACAAAAUGACUCCUAUAUUUUAUGCUAUCAGAAGUGAAUCCAAAGAAAUGAUUGAAUAUUUACUUAAAGAAAAAGUCAAUUUAGAACAUAAAGAUAUUUAAGAUAGAACUCCAUUUUAUUAUGCUUGCUCAUUAGGAUAAUUGUUUAUUAUUAGGUUCCUUGUGGAAAAAGGAGCCAAUAUAAAUGCUAAGACUGCUUUAGGAAGGACUCCAUUUUCAAAAGCAAGCUUUUUGGGAUUGUAUAACGUUGUAGAAUUUUUACUUCAAUAACCAAAUAUAGACUAUAAUUAUGCAGAUAAGUAAGGAAGAAAUGCAUUACAUAAUGCAGUUUUUGGCCCUAAGGGAGGAAGAGAUGGAAGAAAGGUUGGCACUUGGUGUUAUGAUAGUCCUUUAAUUGCUUAAUUAUUGCUUGAACAUGGAAUGGAUGUAGAGGCUAAAGAUAAGGAUAACAAUACUCCAUUGCAUGUUGCAGCAUCAAGUGAGGCUUUAAAUUCAAUACCUAUUCUAUUAGCAUUUGGUUGCGAUAUCAAUAAAAGGAAUAAAUGGGGAGAAACUGCACUAAUGAUAGCAGCAAAAUUUAAUCAUUAUGAAACUGCAAAUUUAUUAAUUUCAAAUUAAGCAGAUUAUUUCUUAGAAAAUGAGGGAUAUACACCCAUGGAAAUUGCUGCAAAAAAUGAUUAAUUUGAGGUAUUUCAAUUUUUAUUAGAUAAAAUGAGGCCAGAAUUAUUACAAUUUGAAAAAGUUAGAAAGUGUAAAUUGCAAUAAGUUCUUUAAUCUUUAAUGAGCCUUACUAAGAGUUUCAAAGAAAAUAAAUAUAUAAAAUAUUUCUUAUAAAAUUUCUAGCCGAAUUAUGACAAAGAACAUGUAGGAUUGAUAAUCGAAAUGUAAGAUGGAUAGAAUGAACUUAUAUCAAGUUAUCUAAAGAAUUUCAUAGUCACAUAAGAAUAAAUAAGUAACUCUUUUGAACUUUGUUUGAGAAGGAAAAACAUGUCAAUAUUCAAACAAAUAUGCCUUCAUGCCAGAUUUGAGUAUAAAGUUUGCCUUUAAAAAUCAUUAAUUACGAUGUUGCUCGAAUCAGUAGAAUUAGAUACUUUGCUUUUUCAAUUUAAUAUUGAUUGGUUUAACUAUAGAAGCAAAUAGGGUGAAACAUUUUUACAUAAAUUGAUAGAGAAGAGGAAAACUGAAACUCUUUUAAAAAUACUAAAUUUAUUUUAAGAAAUAAUAGAUUAAUAGUUUUACAAAAACUAUAAAAAUUUCCAUAUACAUUCUAUAGCUAAAGAUGAUAUUUAUAAUUUUUUAACAUGCUAAAACCUAAGCUAAUCAACAAUUAUUGAAAUAGCUGUAAUUCAUAAAUUUAUGGAUAUUUAUUAAAUGCUAGAUAAUUUCAUUUCUAUUAAUUAUGGCUCUAAAUAAGGACUCAAGUUUAAAUUGAUAAAUUAUGCAAUUGAAUUAGAUCAUAUUACUAAAUUACCUCAGGUUUUCUUUUAGGAGGAAGAAAAUUAUAAAUUUAUCAAGAAGUUUUCAGAAAUAACAUCAUUAACAGAUAAAGAAUUGUAAUUUUUUGAAAAAAUCUUAAAAGAACAUAAAAAUGGCAAGCUUCAUUUAUCUUAAUUCUAUUCAUAAAUUUAAUCUGAAAAACCAGUUAAAGUAGUUGAAUAAGAGGAGCAUUUAAAAUAAUGUGUUAGUGAUAUUCUUUAAAAUUUCACAAUUUUAGGAGUCGAUAUCGAACAUUAUUCUGAUAAAGUCGAUGAAUUUAAAAUAUCCUUUGCUUGCACAAUUUAAUUAUCCACUGUAGAUAUGGAUUACAUCAUAGACAUUAUGAAAUUGAGACCUAUCUGUAAUAAGUAUUUAACACCUAUUUUUGAGAAUCAACAUUUACUAAAAGUCUUUCAUGGCUGCGAAGUCGAUUUAAGAGUUCUUUUUAGCGAUUUAAAAAUAAUUGUUAAAAACAUAUUAGAUACAAGUAAAAUUGAUAUGGCUUUGAUUAAAUCUCCUAAUGCUCAAUCUUUAGAAAAGUUAUGCAAGCAAUAUUUGAACAUCUAUUUAGAUAAGCUAUAUCAAACUUCUGAUUGGAGAAUAAGACCAUUGCCUCAACAAAUGAUAGAAUAUGCUAGACUGGAUUCAGCGAGUUUGUUAUUUUUAUAUCCAAUAUUGAUAGAUGAAGUAAUUAUCAUUUGUAUUUUUUUAGUGCAGGAAAUCUAAUUUAGUCACCAAAGUGUUCAAUUAGUGUCAAAAAUUAAGUCUGAUUACAUAAUAUCCAUUAGUAAAUAUUUCAAAUAAAGAUUGA